This is a messenger RNA of Lotus japonicus, 1236 nucleotides long. RefSeq lists its product as uncharacterized. Gene Ontology annotation, biological process: retrograde vesicle-mediated transport, Golgi to endoplasmic reticulum. Bases 322 to 1038 code for a protein of 238 amino acids. NCBI's taxonomy places the organism in Eukaryota, Viridiplantae, Streptophyta, Magnoliopsida, Fabales, Fabaceae. The transcript is spliced from 9 exons. Gene Ontology annotation, molecular function: SNAP receptor activity. The record is from RefSeq and is a predicted model, not a curated record. Gene Ontology annotation, cellular component: endoplasmic reticulum; SNARE complex.
CUCUCACAUUUCACGCCCCUCACCACUCUUUCUCUCGCACUCUCAGAAUUUCACGCCCCUCACAUCUCAUUAGGUCUAGCCGUCAAGCGUGUGGGAGCAGUCCACCACCCCGCCACGCCACGCCAUCACCGCUGCGCGCCCGCGCGCCUCUCAAUCUCUGUAUCUCACGAGCCAGCGUUGGGACUUGGGAAUCUGCACGACUGCACAGACUAGUCAAGUCUCAAGGAGUCAAGGGGAACAUUGAUGCAGCUGGAGUUGAUGCAGUGUGACUAGGAGCUCACGAGUUCAAGUAAUGAAAUUAGUCUCUUGCAAAUACAAGGAAUGGGUAUCAGUAAAACAGAAGUAAAUUUGAAGAGGUUGCUUGCGGCUGCUCCUCAGCAGCAAAACCAGGCAAAACUUGUACAUUAUGUUGCUACGUUGCGUGAACAGUUGGAACAAUUGGCUGAAGAGAAGACACCAGAAGGCUUACCAAGGAUUUCAAAGGCUAUUUUGAAUGAUUAUUCAGAGAAGAUUGAAGCCAUUGCUUGCAAGUUGGUUAACAGUGAGCCUGACAUACAAGUACCUGAGGAAUCAGAAAGAAAUCUUGUUAAAGAAAACCCUUCUGACAUUGAGUUAAAAAGGCAGAUUUCCCUGUCUGGAUUGAGAAGAAGGCCUGUACCUGCUUCAAGUACUGAAGAUAGAGCACAUGAGCCUGCUGAGACUGAUCACCUAUCACCCGUUAAGCUGGAUACUGCUGCACAUGCCCACAUUGACAAGCACAGAAAGCUUCAAGAGGAUUUGACUGAUGAGAUGGUGGUGUUGGCAAAACAACUCAAAGAGAGCAGUCUCAUGAUGAGCCAGUCUGUACAAAAUACUGAAAAGAUUCUUGAUUCUACGGAGAAGGCCAUCGAGCAUAGCUUGGCAAGCACAGGUCGUGCCAAUGUGCGAGCAACGGCAAUAUACUCAGAGAGUUCCAAGACUUCUUGCUUAACUUGGCUUGUGAUGUUUGUGAUGACUUGUGUAUUUGUCAUGGUUAUUCUGCUAAUCCGUGUCACAUAGAGUGCAGUUCACAUUUCCGGGGGUACAAAAUUACUUAGGUUUCUUUUUUUAAUUUAUUUCAAGGAACUUUCCAAUAGGAUCCUCUUAUAUAUGGCUAUUGCACAAUUCAACAACUUAAUGGCCUAUUGUUUAAAACAUACUUAACCCAAAUGUGAAUUAUGAAAACUUAAUGGCAUAUUACUGACAAAUAAGUGUCUC